This is a messenger RNA of Nematolebias whitei (Rio pearlfish), 1489 nucleotides long. RefSeq names its product gap junction alpha-3 protein-like. Gene Ontology annotation, biological process: cell communication. Bases 35 to 1489 code for a protein of 484 amino acids. Gene Ontology annotation, cellular component: connexin complex. The transcript is spliced from 3 exons. The record is from RefSeq and is a predicted model, not a curated record. NCBI's taxonomy places the organism in Eukaryota, Metazoa, Chordata, Actinopteri, Cyprinodontiformes, Rivulidae.
GUCUCUCUUUUCAGGCUAGAAAACCGAGUGAAGCAUGGGUGACUGGAGUUUUCUGGGGCGGUUGCUGGAAAAUGCUCAAGAACACUCCACUGUGAUUGGAAAGGUUUGGCUCACUGUCCUUUUUAUUUUCCGCAUCUUGGUUUUGGGCGCAGCAGCUGAGGAGGUUUGGGGUGACGAGCAGUCAGACUUUACUUGUAAUACGCAGCAGCCUGGUUGUGAGAACGUCUGCUAUGACGAGGCCUUCCCAAUCUCUCACAUCCGUUUCUGGGUGCUGCAGAUCAUCUUUGUUUCCACGCCAACCCUCAUCUACCUGGGCCAUGUGCUACACAUUGUCCGCAUGGAGGAGAAGAGAAGGGAGAGGGAGGAAGACCUCAGAAAGGCGGCACAGCACCUUGAGGAUCAUGACCCUCUGUAUCACAAUGGGAUUGGCAAUGGAGGAGGAAGAGGUGGGAGGAAAGAAAGACCCCCAAUCCGUGAUGAGCACGGCAAGAUCCGGAUUCGUGGCGCUUUACUAAGAACAUAUAUCUUCAACAUCAUCUUCAAGACUCUAUUUGAGGUGGGCUUCAUUUUGGGACAGUACUUCCUCUACGGCUUCCGCCUGAGGCCCCUGUAUAAAUGUGGCCGCUGGCCCUGCCCCAAUACUGUGGACUGCUUCAUCUCCAGGCCCACUGAAAAGACCAUCUUUAUCAUCUUCAUGCUUGUGGUAGCAUGCAUCUCCUUGGCCCUCAACCUACUGGAGAUUUACCACCUGGGCUGGAAGAAAGUCAAGCAGGGGGUCACCAAGGAUUUUGUUCACGACAGUCAGUCAAUGUUGGGGGAUAAGCCUGGAGAUACGGAAUUGAUUCCAGAACAGACGUCUCCAUCAGCGCUCAAAUCUUUGCCAACUUAUGCUAAUGUGAGUGUGGUGGAGGAUGAAGAAAUUGAAGGAGCUUACAGUCAAUCCAGGACCUCCCGCACCAUGACCUCCCUAAACCAGGGCAUGGCCACUGCACUUACACCUGCAGGAUCUACAUUGGAAGGUGCUGCUUCCCAAUCAGAUGACUUCCUGUUGGAAGCGUUGCCUCCUUCAUUUUAUGACAAAAGUGAGAGUUUGGGGAGUCAUGGACACCUGGUGGAGAUGGAGCAGAACUGGUACAACACGGCUUUGGAGCAUCACAAUCGAAAUGGAAAGCGUUCCUCCUCAUAUCCUCCUCCUCUUGCCUCUGGCUCCUCCUCUCCCGAGGACAAUAUGGUACUUUCGCAGGAAAAGCGACACUCCAUGUUUCCCACACUCCCUCUCAAUACCCCUCUUUCCUCUCUUGCACCAGAGGAGACGGAGGAAAUCACUGUGGCCAAAGCACCUUGCAAGGUGCUACAGGAUGACUUCACAGUGGUAACCAGAGCAGAGAUGCAUCAGCCUCCUGCAGAUACAGGAACAGACUUCAGGAAGCUAAGCCGGGGAAUCAAGAGCGGCGGCGCUCGAGCUCGUCCUGAUGAUCUGGCAGUGUAG